GGACGUGUGAAUUCUUUUUCCUCCGUUUGACCCGCGCACACGUGAUUGAUCUUUCCUCGAGGAACCUCUCGGUCCCGGCUCCCUGAUACCUGAUAUUCGAAAUGGGCCCUGGUCCACGGUGAAGCUUCAGCUCCUAGAAGCUGCGCGACCGCAUGUGAAAUGUUCGGGAACCUGCGGGUGCGAAACUGUGACAAUGUUACACCGGACGUCUCGUUUCACCGAACUGUUUCGUGUGUUGUGUGCUCUGUGGAUAUCCUUCGCCGUUGGCGUUGGUGCUCGGCACGCCUAUACAGAAAAGCAGAGGUAUGACGGAUGGUACAAUAAUUUGGCACACCCUGAUUGGGGAUCAGUUGAUAGCAGGCUGAUACGAAAAGUUCCAGCUGCUUAUACUGAUGGAGUUUACAUGAUGGCAGGCCAAGAUAGGCCUUCGCCUCGGAAACUCAGCGACCUUUUCAUGCAGGGAGAUGAUGGACUUCCAUCCAUAAAAAACAGAACGGCUCUUUUUGCUUUUUUUGGGCAGCUGGUCACAUCCGAGAUAAUCAUGGCCAGCGAAAGCGGCUGCCCAAUAGAAUUUCACCGGAUCGAUGUCGAAAAGUGCGAUCCGGUUUUCGACAAAGAUUGCCAAGGCAAUAAAUAUAUUCCAUUUCUUCGGGCUGACUAUGAUCGAAAAACUGGCCACAGCCCCAACAGCCCCCGAGAACAGAUAAACAAAGUGACGAGUUGGAUUGAUGCCAGCUUCAUUUAUUCAAGCAGCGAAGCAUGGGCCAAUACGAUGAGAUCCUUCAAAAAUGGAAGUUUUCUCAUGGAACCGAAAAAGAAAUUUCCGGUUCGAAAUACCAUGAGGGCCCCACUUUUCAACCACCCAGCACCCAGUGGUGUCCGAAUCAAAAGUCCCGAAAGAUUAUAUUUACUCGGUGACCCGCGAUCAAAUCAGCACCCACCUUUACUAGCCUUUGGAAUAAUUUUUUAUCGCUGGCAUAACGUGAUUGCUGCGAGAGUACAACAUCAAGCCCCGGAAUUAUCUGAUGAAGAAAUUUUUCAACGGACACGUAGAAUCGUUGUAGGAACACUUCAGAAUAUAAUUAUGUAUGAGUACCUGCCAACAUUGUUGGGCGAGAAGCUACCUCCCUAUACAGGACACAAACCGGAUUUGCAUCCUGGUAUCAGUCACAUUUUUCAAAGUGCAGCUUUUCGAUUUGGUCACACCUUGAUUCCUCCUGGAAUUUAUCGUCGAGAUGAGAAGUGCAAUUACAGAAUGACUCAAACGGGGCAGCCGGCUGUCAGACUCUGCGGCACCUGGUGGGGCUCCACUGAAUUCUUUGUAAAUAAUACUAUAGAAGAAUUAAUAAUGGGAAUGUCUUCACAAGUAGCAGAAAAAGAGGAUAACCUGCUGAGCAACGACAUUAGAAAUCAUCUUUUCGGCCCCAUGGAAUUUUCAAGAAGGGACCUAGGGGCCCUAAAUAUAAUGAGGGGUCGUGAUAAUGGACUCCCUGAUUAUAAUUUAGCCAGAACUUAUUUCCAAUUGCCCCGAAGAAAAACUUGGAAUGAAAUCAAUCCUGAACUUUUUAAUAAAAAUCCCAGUUUGCUUAGAACUUUGAUGGAAAUCCAUGCCAAUAAUUUAAAUAAUAUCGAUAUUUAUUUGGGUGGAAUGCUGGAGUCGAGAAAUGGACCUGGCGAACUUUUCACAGCUGUAAUCAAAGAUCAGUUUCUUCGGCUAAGAGACUCAGACAGAUUUUGGUUCGAGAAUGAGGAGAGUGGAAUUUUCACCAAAAGUGAAAUUGAGGAUAUCCGUCGAGUAACUUUGUGGGACGUGAUUACGAACACGACUUCUAUCAGUCCAGUUGCAAUCCAGCGAAAAUUAUUCGUUUGGACAGAAAAGGACCCAUGUCCACAGCCCUUUCAACUCAAGGCUUCAAUGCUUGAUUCCUGCGUGCCAUUUCAACGUUACGACUACUUCGAGGGAAGUGAGUUAAUGUAUAUUUAUGCCUGCAUUUUCCUCUGCCUGGUACCAUUUGUGUGCGCCGCUGCAGGAUACGGUCUAGUCAAAUUGCAAAAUAAGCGUAGAAGAAAAUUGAAAAUUCUUCAGGAAGCGCUUCGAAAACAAAGGGACGUGGGUCGACUUUACGUAGACAAAAUGAUCGUUAGAGAAUGGUUGCAUGCCAAUCAUCGACGAUUAGUGAAAGUGAAAUUUGGACCGGAAGCUGCACUCCAUAUUGUUGAUCGGAAGGGCGAAAAUCUCAGGACCUUGGACUUUACCAGUGUCAACUCUAUCAGUAUUGAAGAAUCUCAGGAAAGCGAAACUGGCCAUCGCAAGGCACUGGUUCUGUUGCGAAUACCUCGCGAUUACGACCUCGUCCUUGAACUGGAUUCCCUGAGCUCGCGUAGAAAGUUCAUUGCGAAAUUGGAGACAUUCCUAUCUUCGUAUAAGAAGCACUUUACGUUGACACAGACCAAUCGAGACAUAAUGCUAGCCAAAGCGGAAACGAAGGAACGCCGACAGAAGAAGUUGGAACAGUUUUUCCGAGAAGCCUAUGCUCUUACAUUUGGUUUAAGGCCAGGGGAAAGACGUAGAAGAUCUGAAGACAGUGAUGGUGGUGAAGUUGUCACUGUUAUGAGGACAUCACUUUCAAAAAGUGAAUUUGCAAGUGCCCUCGGUAUGAGGCCCGAUGCUGUUUUUGUAAAAAAAAUGUUCAGCAUCGUCGACAAAGAUGGAGAUGGUCGAAUUUCAUUCCAGGAAUUUUUGGACACGGUUUUACUGUUUUCGAGAGGCAAAACCGAAGAUAAAUUGCGGAUAAUUUUCGAUAUGUGUGACCAAGACAGCAACGGGGUUAUCGAUAAAGAAGAAUUUUCAGAAAUGCUGAGAUCUUUAGUCGAAAUUGCUCGUACGACGAGUUUAUCUGAUGACCACGUGACUGAAUUAAUUGACGGAAUGUUUCAAGAUGCAGGUCUGGAGAGAAAAGAAUAUUUGACCUACAGUGACUUUAAAUUAAUGAUGAAAGAAUAUAAAGGAGAUUUUGUAGCAAUUGGGUUAGAUUGCAAAGGAGCAAAACAAAAUUUCCUAGAUACUUCAACAAAUGUGGCUCGAAUGACGAGUUUUAAUCUUGACCAACUUCCACCCGAUGCUAGAAGAAGUUGGAUGAGAAAACAAUGGGACGCCAUAUCAACUUUUCUCGAGGAAAAUAGACAAAAUAUUUUCUACCUCUUCAUUUUUUAUGUCGUCACCAUUGUUCUCUUCGUUGAAAGAUUUAUUCAUUAUUCUUUCAUGACAGAACACACAGAUUUAAGACACAUUAUGGGGGUUGGAAUUGCCAUAACGAGAGGCUCAGCAGCUGCCCUGUCUUUCUGUUACAGUCUUCUCCUACUUACGAUGUCGAGAAAUCUUUUGACAAAACUAAAAGAAUUUUCGAUUCAGCAAUACAUCCCCCUAGAUUCUCAUAUUCAAUUCCACAAAAUUGCUGCUUGUACAGCGCUUUUUUUCUCGGUUUUACACAGUGUGGGACACAUUGUGAAUUUUUAUCAUGUUUCUACCCAGCCAAUUGCUAAUUUGCAAUGUCUCACAAGCGAAAUUAAUUUUGCGAGUGAUGCUCGACCCACGAUUGCUUAUUGGCUUUUUCAAACAGUAACAGGUCUCACCGGAAUUUUGUUGUUUGUCGUCAUGACAAUCAUAUUUGUUUUUGCUCAUCCGAGGAUCCGACAAAAAGCUUACAAAUUUUUCUGGAUGACUCACAGUCUUUAUAUUGUACUCUAUGCUUUGUGUUUAAUUCAUGGACUUGCGAGAUUGACUGGAGAGCCAAGAUUUUGGAUAUUUUUCACUGGACCUGCUAUUAUUUAUGCUUUGGAUAAGGUCGUCAGUUUGAGAACAAAAUACAUGGCUCUCGACAUAAUCGAAACAGAACUCUUGCCCUCAGAUGUGCUAAAAAUAAAAUUCUAUAGACCCCCGAAUUUGAAAUACUUGUCAGGUCAAUGGGUGAGGUUGGCUUGUACUUCAGUGAAAUUGAACGAGUUCCAUUCAUUCACCUUGACCUCAGCACCACACGAAAAUUUUCUCUCUUGCCAUAUUAAGGCCCAGGGUCCAUGGACCUGGAAGCUGAGAAAUUAUUUCGAUCCCUGCAAUUAUAAUCCUGAAGCAGAGCACCCGAAAAUUAGGAUCGAGGGGCCUUUCGGGGGAGGGAAUCAGGAUUGGUAUAAAUUUGAGGUCGCCGUGAUGGUCGGCGGGGGCAUUGGGGUCACCCCUUAUGCAUCCAUGCUCAACGAUCUUGUUUUUGGAACUUCUACUAAUCGAUAUUCUGGAGUUGCCUGCAAAAAGGUAUACUUUUUAUGGAUUUGCCCCUCACACAAACAUUUCGAGUGGUUCAUUGACGUCUUGAGAGAUGUGGAGAGAAAGGAUGUCACUGACGUACUUGAAAUUCAUAUAUUUAUUACACAAUUCUUCCACAAGUUCGAUUUGAGAACUACGAUGUUGUACAUUUGCGAGAAUCACUUCCAGAGGCUGUCCAAGAAAAGCAUAUUUACGGGACUCAGGGCGAUUAAUCACUUUGGUCGACCCGACAUGACGUCCUUCUUGAAAUUUGUGCAGAAAAAACAUAGUUAUGUUAGUAAAAUCGGAGUCUUCAGCUGUGGGCCCCGACCAUUAACAAAAAGCGUGAUGUCAGCCUGUGAUGAAGUGAAUAAAGGUCGACGAUUGCCUUAUUUUAUCCAUCAUUUCGAGAACUUCGGCUAAAAAAACACGAGAAAAUAUAAGUUUUUAAAUUGAAGAAUUAUUUUAUUUUUUUGAAAGUGCAUUUUAAAGUUGUAAAUAGACGCGAGAAUGAGUGUGAUUGAGCAAUUCUUAUUUAUGAUACUUAUGGUCUGAGCAAGACUUUAAGAUUUUUUUGUAAGUAAUAUUUAAAUAAUUAAAUGUUAUUUAAUUUUGUGAGACGACAGAGCCCUGCGAAUUUGAUUCAGCUCGACUCGAAUGAUGUGCCGUGUAAUUUCGCCUUUUAUAAUUUAUUAAGGACAUCAGCAAUAAAUCAAAGCAUUUGACAUCUGAACACUUUUUUCCUACUGUAUAUAUUGAUCCUACGACAAUCAGCCGCCUUAUCAAAUACAAA
Belonocnema kinseyi is the source of this 5090-nucleotide messenger RNA. RefSeq names its product dual oxidase (gene Duox). Gene Ontology annotation, cellular component: NADPH oxidase complex; plasma membrane. NCBI's taxonomy places the organism in Eukaryota, Metazoa, Arthropoda, Insecta, Hymenoptera, Cynipidae. Gene Ontology annotation, biological process: defense response; response to oxidative stress; superoxide anion generation. The transcript is spliced from 20 exons. Bases 194 to 4720 code for a protein of 1508 amino acids. The record is from RefSeq and is a predicted model, not a curated record. Gene Ontology annotation, molecular function: heme binding; calcium ion binding; superoxide-generating NAD(P)H oxidase activity.